Halichondria panicea is the source of this 923-nucleotide messenger RNA. RefSeq lists its product as uncharacterized. Bases 69 to 863 code for a protein of 264 amino acids. Lineage: Eukaryota; Metazoa; Porifera; Demospongiae; Suberitida; Halichondriidae. Gene Ontology annotation, molecular function: zinc ion binding. The record is from RefSeq and is a predicted model, not a curated record. The transcript has a single exon.
AUGACAAAGGUAAUUUCCCUGUGACCAGGUUAUGUAACUCUACUAAAUCUAGUGUAUACAGCUCUGCCAUGGCUACUGGAUUAUUCGAUCCCCCACCUCCCUACGCUGGACAACUAGAGCCUCAAAUUAAUGAAUCAUUUGACUCUUGUCCCAACGGCUGUGAUACUGGGGCCCUCACCCACAGCCAACUAAAGGACCACCUGUUGGACUGCCCCCUACAACUAGUGGAGUGUGAGUUUGCUAGUGCUGGAUGUAACGUGAAGGUUCCUCGAAGAGAUCUGGCGGGUCACAUGACAGAGAAUGCCCAACACCACCUCAUGACAGCCACCCUCCUCAACCUGAGACUCACGAGAGAGCUACAUCAGAGAAUGGACCAGAAAGAUAAACAGAUAUCCGAGCUACAGCAUACGAUUGCUAACAUGGACACUCACUUGAAGCUACUAACUCCAUCCUCUACAAAUGGCUACAUUUGUCACAAUAUCAUUAUGAGUGAUGUCAAUCAAUUCUUAGCCUCAGGAAAUUGGACCAGUGACACCUUUAUGGACCAACGUGAAGCAAUGGAGUUCAAGCUGGUCAUUGGCAUAAAGAAUCUUAAGAAACAUUCGAGCCUAACAGCAUGGCUAACUGUCUACAGAUACAACAAGCAAAGAGUCCGCCUCAAUGCAUCUUUUAAUUACGAUUUGGUCAUCAAGAUUCUUAGUCAUACACAGGAAAGGGAUACAUUUGUUGUGUCUUGGGAGAGCGCAGAUGGACAAGCACACCUGUGCGAUACGUUGUUCCCCCUGGACGAGCUACUUGUCAAGAACACGUCGUACGUCAAAGACAAUAGACUACAUUUCCAGCUCUACUUGAAGACUAAAUGAUCAAUGACUAGCGUUUGUAGCUACAAAAAUGUUGUACUGUAUAGUGUAUAGACUUGUAUA